AUGUCUACUGUUAAAUUUAAUUCAUUCUUUGAUAGUAAUACACUUCGUCGUCUAUCAGUUCGUUUAAUUUUAAUUGGUUUUGCUAUGUUUAUGAUGUGUUCAAUAAUGUGUGUAACACAAAAUUAUUAUGUAUUAACAUAUUGUUGUGGUAUAUUAGCAAUAACAAUUGAAGGUAGUAUAAGUCUUUAUUAUCAAUUUCGUGAUGAAUGGAAAGAAUUUAAAUGGUUUUCACCAUCAAUUAUUUUAUUUAUUGUAACAUGUGUACCAACAUUAAAAAUAUUAAAACAACAUCAAUUACAUGUUAGUCAAAUAUUUAAACAAACAAAUAUUGAAUUAUUACUUAAACGUAAUAUAACAUAUUGUUUUAAUAUUACUUUUGAAUCAAAAUUAAUUGGUUAUAAUAAAAAGAAAAUUCCAUUAUAUAUAUUUAAAUGUUCAAAAGAUGAAUUAAUUUUUUUUAAUAAAGAUAAUUUUCAAUUAAUGUGUUCAUUAUUAACUAAAAUACAAUAUCGUCAAUGUCAAUCAUCUAAACGUUGUCGAACUGAUCCAAGUUUAAUUAUAUUAUGGUCAUUUAUGAAAAAUUCAUGUACACGUUGGAGAGAAUUAAUUAAUCGUUUUACAUUAAUUGGUAUAUUAAGUGAUGAAUUAGCUGGUUUUAUGCUUAUUGAACAAUUACUUUUACUUGUAUUAGUUAUUGUUAAUUGGAUAUGGCCACAAACAGAAAAUUCCGAAGAAAUUUUUUUUGCUCAAAUGUUACGUCAAUAUUUAGCUGCUGCACCUGAUAUUGUAGAAUUUUAUGGAAAUUUUCAUCAAGGUGAAAAUUUAAAUAAAUUACAAGAUCGAAAUAAUUUACAAACAAUUAUUUUUAUUAUAUUUAUUAUGUCAACAUUUCAAUUUAGUAUGAAUUUACAAAUGAAAAUAAAACCAACAAGAAAUUUACAUAGAAAAAAAUUUUCUCAAUUAAAUUUAAAAAAUAAAUCUUUAGUUUUAUUUGAAUUAAUUUUUUCUACAUCAAUGUGGUCAGUUAUUUAUAUAACAAUAACACAAGAUCUACCAUUUUUAAUAAUACGUUGGUAUUUUCUUACAUUUAUGUCAGAUAGUUCCAGUAAAAUGGUUUUCUUUUUAAUGAAAAAUGCUUUAACUAUAAUGAUAUCAUUUCAUUCUGGUUUUAAUGAUAUUAUUGAAUUUAAAGAAAAUAUUCAAAAAAAAAGAAAUAAAAAUAAUUAA
This is a messenger RNA of Rotaria sordida, 1227 nucleotides long. NCBI's taxonomy places the organism in Eukaryota, Metazoa, Rotifera, Eurotatoria, Philodinida, Philodinidae. The record is from the annotation of a GenBank genome assembly.